AUGUAUCUCAUGUAUUCGUUGGAUGACCAAGGUAACCGUGUUUACACGCUAAAAAAAAUUACUGAUGAUGGCAAAGUCACUAAAAGUGCUCAUCCUGCUCGCUUUUCCCCCGAUGACAAGUUUGCAAGACAUCGAGUGACGUUAAAGAAGCGGUUUGGCAUUCUGCCUACGCAACUUCCCGCGAAACCUCUAUGA
Cantharellus anzutake is the source of this 195-nucleotide messenger RNA. RefSeq names its product Nop10p-domain-containing protein. Lineage: Eukaryota; Fungi; Basidiomycota; Agaricomycetes; Cantharellales; Hydnaceae. Gene Ontology annotation, molecular function: box H/ACA snoRNA binding; telomerase RNA binding. The record is from RefSeq and is a predicted model, not a curated record. The coding region runs from base 1 to 195 and encodes 64 amino acids. Gene Ontology annotation, biological process: positive regulation of telomerase RNA localization to Cajal body; rRNA pseudouridine synthesis; ribosome biogenesis. Gene Ontology annotation, cellular component: box H/ACA snoRNP complex; box H/ACA telomerase RNP complex. The transcript has 3 exons.